AUGGAGAAAUUGCAGACUCGGUUAGUCAUAGCAAUGGUUCUCAGGAUGAAAUCGCUGGUGGUGGUGAUGGGUCUUUUAAAUUUCUUGUUUCAGGAAGUUAAGAAGGAUGUAGAGCCCAAGGAUGAUGGCGUACUACUCAGGAGGGAGAAGUCUGGCAAUGUAGCCAGUCUUGUGCAGCGUAUGAGCAGCUAUGGACUUCCAGCAGGAGGAUUUCAGCCUCAUCCCCUGGCCAAAAGCUUCAAGAAGAGGUCCAAGAAGCGGCAGUGCAAAGUGCUUUUUGAAUACAUCCCACAGAACGAGGAUGAGCUGGAACUCAAACUGGGGGAUGUGAUCGACAUCAACGAAGAGGUAGAAGAAGGCUGGUGGAGUGGAACACUAAAUGGCAAGGCAGGGUUGUUUCCUUCAAAUUUUGUGAAAGAAUUGGAACUGACGGAUGAUGGAGAAACACAGGAUUCUCUGGAUGACACAGAGUCUGCUUUCAGUGGUCCUACCUCACCUGUGGUCUCUCCAGGAAAUGGAAGUGAACCUGGAUCUGGACCAGCACAGCCAAAGAAAAUCCGAGGGAUUGGGUUUGGAGAUAUUUUUAAAGAAGGCUCAGUGAAACUUAAGCCAAGAUUAUCCAGUAAUGAAUCAGAAGAUAAAAAGCAAGAUAAGCCGUCACCUAACCAUGCCCCUGGAACAAAGCUAAUUCAUUUUCCCAGUACAGCAAAAACAGAAAACUCAUCAGAAGUAGUAAAAUCAGAAGCUGAAAGCAAACCAAAAGCCAAGGAAUAUUGCAGGACAGUAUUUUCCUGUGAAGGCUCAAAUGAUGAACUCGGUGUUAAGGAAGGCGAGACCGUUCAAAUGAUCAGUAAGGACACUGGAGAGCCAGGCUGGUGGAAAGGAGAACUCUGUGGUAAAGAAGGAGUCUUCCCAGAUAAUUCUGCUGUUCAAAUACAAGAGUCUUUAUCAGACUUCCCUAAGCCAAAGAAACCUCCGCCUCCAGUUAAAAACCCAGCUCCAAAGCCUGAAUUGCCUGCUGGAGAGAAGAAAGUCCCUUGUUUGAGGCCUGAGGAAAAAGAUGAAAAAGGAGCUUUGGAUCAGAAGCCUUUGAAGCCACAAGCUCCUCAAGUACCACCCAAGAAGCCUCUUCCACCAAGCAAGACAAACAGCUUACUGAGAGCAGGGCUUCUGCACCCAAAACGUCCAGAUAAACCUGUUUUGCCAUCCUCUGUAUCCAAAUCUAAUGGAGAAGUUGUUUCUCUUCGACCGAAAUCUGAAGUUGAGCCAGUAGCAAAACCAAAGUUAGACUCUGAACCGUUACCACUUAGACCAAAAUCAGUAGAGGUAGAUUCACUUGUGGUAAAGAGCUCUAAAGAAUCAGAUCUGUUAAGCUUUGAUGAUGUAAUAGCUACCUCAGAUAAUCUAUCACACCCUACUGCAAACCGACCCAAGAUGCCUGGUAGGAGGCUGCCUUCACGUUUCAAUAGCAGUAGUCCUACAAGUCAAAAUGUGAGUCCUGAAAAAAAUUUGAAGGUGCAGAAAGAAGAAGAAAGUGCCAAACCAAAGCCAGUUGAAACAAAAAAGCCAUCUGCAUUCAGUCCACCAAUUCCAUCUUCAUCUCAGAGACCAAGUUCUGGUUUACUCAACUUUUUUCCUGGAGACAUCCAACUUAAAGGGGAAACGGAUGACGACACAAUUUCUGUGGAAGAGCUCAGGACUCAGAUUAAUGAUUUGAUGGGUUUAGUGGAUGCACUGAAGAAAGAACAUGGGAGAGAACUGGAAAAACUGAAGAAGGAUUUGGAAGAAGAGAAGCUGUUGCGAAGUAAUCUGGAGCUUGAAAUAGAAAAACUGAAGAAAGCAGUGAUGUCUACAUGA
Molecule: messenger RNA, 1857 nt
Organism: Eurypyga helias (sunbittern)
Lineage: Eukaryota; Metazoa; Chordata; Aves; Eurypygiformes; Eurypygidae
Gene: CD2AP
Product: CD2-associated protein
Exons: 17
Coding region: 1-1857 (618 amino acids)
Cellular component (GO): plasma membrane; vesicle; cytoplasm
Molecular function (GO): protein binding
Source: RefSeq, a predicted model, not a curated record